Manihot esculenta (cassava) is the source of this 2767-nucleotide messenger RNA. Its product is annotated as squamosa promoter-binding-like protein 7. Gene Ontology annotation, cellular component: nucleus. NCBI's taxonomy places the organism in Eukaryota, Viridiplantae, Streptophyta, Magnoliopsida, Malpighiales, Euphorbiaceae. The record is from RefSeq and is a predicted model, not a curated record. The coding region runs from base 183 to 2495 and encodes 770 amino acids. The transcript has 10 exons. Gene Ontology annotation, molecular function: DNA binding.
CAUGAUGACCUCAAUUUUUUCUCUUUACACGACGACGAGGAGUUCGAGUAGCCGCUACCUAAUACUAUCGCUUGGCCCACGAAGCCAAAUCGAACUUCAACCACCUGAGCAAUCUCUCUCUGUUAGUUCUCGGUAAGCCAUCAUACCAAUCCCUAUAAUAUCUAGGGGUUGUCUCCGUCAUAAUGGAAACCUCUUCCCCAACGUCACCCGGCGCUCCACGGCCUAUGCUUCACGAUAUGGAAAUUCGCCCGCCGAUGUUCGAAGACCCUUCUUCUUCAGCUCUCUGGGAUUGGGGAGAUCUCCUGGACUUCACCGUGGACGAUCAAUUCCCAAUUUCGUUUGAUUCCGUCGACGAUUCAACUAAUAUUGAAGUAAAUCAUAUCGAGGCAACUCCAGUUCCGGAUCGCGUCAGGAAGCGGGACCCGAGAUUGACCUGCUCCAAUUUUCUGGCGGGCAGGGUUCCAUGCGCUUGCCCCGAGCUUGACGAGAAGUUAGAGGAAGAGGAGGUUGUGCCUGGGAAGAAGCGGGCCAGAACGACACGUUCCACCGCGGGUGUUGCUCGGUGUCAAGUGCCUGGGUGCGAGGCUGACAUAAGCGAGCUUAAAGGGUAUCAUAAGAGGCACAGGGUUUGUUUGCGCUGCGCAAAUGCUAGUUCUGUUGUACUUGAUGGAGAGAGCAAGAGAUACUGUCAACAGUGUGGGAAGUUUCACUUGCUGUCGGAUUUUGAUGAAGGCAAACGGAGUUGUAGAAGAAAAUUAGAGCGUCACAACAAUAGACGGCGAAGAAAGUCACAUGAUUCAAAAGGAGCUGCCGAUAAGGAACCUCAAAGGGAGUUGCUUAGUGAAGAUGCUGCAUGUGAUGGUGAAGCUGGAAAAGAUUGUCAAAUAGUUGAGAAAGAAGCAAUGGUGGAAUCUGAAGAUGGAAAUAUUUCCAGUCUUCACUCUGCUCCCAAUUCUCAAAAUGUCAAUAGUGAUAGUGGUUUAUCUGUUGGAUCCCCAAAUCCAAAGGAUGGAGUAAAAGACGAUUCCAAAUUUUUGCAUUCUCCUUUCAAUUGUGACAAUAAGAGUUCUUACUCAUCUGUGUGCCCAACAGGGCGAAUCUCAUUCAAGCUUUAUGAUUGGAAUCCAGCUGAAUUCCCUAGAAGGCUUCGACACCAAAUUUUUGAAUGGUUGGCCAGUAUGCCAGUUGAGUUGGAGGGAUAUGUUCGCCCUGGUUGUACAAUCUUGACUGCAUUUCUUUCAAUGCCAACUUUUAUGUGGGCAAAGUUAUUUGAAGACCCUGUGUCAUAUGUGCACGAUUUUGUAAUCACUCCUGGAAAAAUGCUGUCCAAGAGGAGUCCAAUGCUAGUUUAUCUGAACAACAUGAUCUUCCGUGUUAUGCAAGAUGGAAAUUCAGUGUUGAAAGUAAACUUAGAAGGGCAAGCCCCAAGGCUUCACUAUGUUCAUCCAUCAUGCUUUGAGGCUGGGAAGCCCAUAGAGUUUGUUGCUUGUGGAAGUAAUCUUUUGCAACCUAAAUUUAGGCUUUUGGUGUCAUUUGCUGGGAAAUAUCUCAAGUACGAUUACUGCGUUGCAUUACCUCGUGGUCCUACUGAAGGAUGUUCCAGCCUUGACCAUCAGUUGUGCAAGAUUUAUAUUCCUCAUGUUGACCCGAAUGUAUUUGGUCCCGCAUUUAUCGAGGUUGAAAAUGAGAGUGGCUUAUCGAACUUCAUUCCUGUACUGAUUGGGAAUGAAGAAAUUUGUUCUGAAAUGGAAAGAAUUCAGCAUCGGUUAGAUUCAUCUCAGCAGGCAAGUGGUUCACAGUGCAAGGUUUCUACACACAGACAGAUGGCUUUUUCGGAAUUAGUUGUGGAUAUAGCAUGGUUAAUAAAGAAGCCUUCAUUAGAAAGUUUUCAACAAAAGAUGAGCUCUUCACAGAUCCAAAGACUCAAUUCCUUAUUGAAUUUUUUGCUACACCAUGAAUCAGCUGCCAUUUUGGAUAAAAUUUUACAGAAUCUAAAAAUUAUAUUGGAUGAAAUGGAGAAAAAAAGGGUACUUUAUGGCAUUAGUGAUUCUGACAUGAGCCUAUUACAGAAACAUAUGGAUAGUGCCAGUAAUAUUCUUCAACAAAAGGUUAAGCAAAGUGAUGAUGUGGAUGAAAGGGAUUUUAGAGGAUGUUCCGAAAGUGACAUGCCAUCAGUUGCUUCAUUCAACAAUGAGGACUUGGAGAAAAGCUCAAAUGGGAAGUUGGGAAUUAUGGAAAACUCAUCUGCUGUUGUUAAGAGUGACAGGAUUCCACUUUUGAGUAAAGAUGUUGUCAUGAAUGUGAACCUCAGCAAGGAAAGGCCAAACAAGUCAUGUAGCCUCGUGUUUUCCAACAGACUCAUGAAGUCUCGCCCCGCAAUAUUUUUAAUAGCCACAUUUACUAUUUGUUUGGGAGUCUGUGCCAUCCUUGUCCACCCUAACCAGGUUAGCAAAUUUGCAGUGUCUAUACGCAGAUGUUUGACAGACAGAUUUUAGAUGCUGAAAAUAAGCCUGUCCAUCAAAUAUUUCUCCAGUGGGUAGUUUGCUCUGUAACCUUCCUCUGACAUACCAGUGUUUGAUGGUGGCCUCAGCAUCAAGAGAAUCAAUGGAGAUUCCAAAGUGAUUGAAAAAAAAAAAAGGUUUUUUGGUUGAGAUCAAAAUUCGUUCAGAGAUAUUAUUGUGCCCCAACUUCAAAACCUUUUUGAGCUGAAGCUCAUGUAUUAUCUAUUUUAUUAUGUGCUAAUGGAAUAAUUAGGAAGGUUUUUUCA